Messenger RNA from Seminavis robusta, 815 nucleotides. The record is from the annotation of a GenBank genome assembly. NCBI's taxonomy places the organism in Eukaryota, Bacillariophyta, Bacillariophyceae, Naviculales, Naviculaceae.
AUGGUCAAGAUCACAGCAAUACCAAGGACUCGUCUCCUCUUGGUGUCCAUAUGGAUCUCUGUUGUGGCGUGUCAGGAGAUCACUGAUUUCUACCCAAUAGAAAGAACCCUGGAAGAUACUACUACCUCCAACAAUGAUUCCACCACGAUGAAUGCUCAUGCACAUGCACCUCGGCAGCAUCACCAUCCUCAUCACGGAAACUCCCUCCAUGGCCAUAAUAAUAAUAAUAAUAGUCCAGCGAGAAACAGGAGAUCCACCACAGUGAUUCAUGUGCUACCCCCAUCGCCAGAUGAUACCCCUGAAGCAUGUCCCGCAAAUUCCACCUUUCAUGCUUCUUGUGGAGCCGAGAGGUAUUGUGCCUCCUUGCCGGGGACUCAUCAUGAUAACCACCACCACGACGACAACCAGAAUAAUACCAAUCACUCUCUGUGGUUCGAGUGGGACAAUACUUUUCCCUACAACGCUGAUGAAACCUACUACUAUUGUCUGCACAAGACACUCUGGUUCCCAACCUUGUCGCCCCAAGAUUUGCUCGCCUUUUUGCUGGCAGGAACGUGCUGCUUUUUGGCCGCCAUGGCAGGAAUCGGUGGAGGAGGCCUCAUAUUGCCCAUUCUACUCUUGUGUUGCAACUUUACUCCCAAAGAAGCAUCGGUACUGUCCAAUACCGCCGUCUUUUGCAAUACCCUGGGACAAUUUGUCAUCAACAAUUGCUGCAACAACAACCGUAACAACAACAACAAUCCGUCCAUUCUCAUUUUUGCCACGGUCUUGAUGAUUAUGCCUCCUGUCAUUGCUGGAGGGAGUGUCGCCAUUAC